UGCAUUGGAUUUGGACUGCUAGCAGUGAUCAGCAACCUGACCUCCUCGUACCACAAGCUUCACUGCAACUGGAACACGGGACUUUACAUCACAGGAUUGGUUUCAGCUUCUAUUACAGUUGUCCAAACCAGAGUCUUAACCAGCUCACUUACACAGAGGCUUGUGGAGGAUAAUUUCUCGAAGAAAAAGAUGCUGAGUACAACACUGUUCCUUACUCUGGACCUUCUUACCUUACUCUGCCAACUCUACUUCAACCCUGACAAUCCAGUGUGGCCGGUACUUUACCACUUUACCCACCUUUCCCUCCACUACAUCAUCACUUUCCACCACUCCAGUGUCCUCCAGAGACUAGAACACGUCACCAGUGUCAAACAACACCUCAUGACCAAAUUAAUCAACAAUAAAAAGGCAGAAACAUCAGCAGAAAAGGCCAUGAUACCACGACCUUCGUUCAAAGCAUCACCCCUCAGACGACCAACAAGGUCAUGGUCCUUCGAAGAGACAACACGUGACAGAACCGCUCGGGAAGAAAACAGAAAGAAGUUGGUAGAUCUCAGCUCAAACGAGGGCCUCUACGACAGUCUGACAUUUUACCUAACUAUAGUAUGCUGUGUGCUGUACCUGCCUCUGGUCCUCGGUGAGAGAACCGUCUUCUCGGUCUACUUUCUAACUCUGUUCAGUACAGCCUGGUCCACCGUUAUCUCUUACUGUGUCCAGGAGGGGUGCUGGCACACUUUCUAUAUCUGUUUAGGGUGGAGUGAUAAGAUGAGCUAUCGUAAGGGUAUAGACAGAAGUGUUUCCUUUAAUGAGAUGAUUCAGUGUAUGGAGUUUGAUGAUACUCAAGUUUCACCUGGGCCGUUAAACAGUAAGAUAACCUUCGUAGACUCUAUCACCAGACAGUCUCACCCAGGCAGAUUGUGAUUGUUUAUGUAGUUGUACACUUACAGUUUAUACAUAGUUAAGUAUAGAUAUUUUAGUUUAAGUUUCGCGUCACAAAAAAAAACAUCUCGAUUGAAGACAGGUCACACGUUAUUGAUACACUAAGAACCGUUGAAGCUCCGAACUGUUAUAACUUUUGUUACAAUUAAUACUUAUAUGAUUUGUCAUGGUGGAUGAUAAUGCUAAUAAUUGAUUAUUAGCUACUGUCGUGCACUUGAUGAACUUAAAACUAAUGCUUGAUUCUUU
Messenger RNA from Bolinopsis microptera, 1185 nucleotides. RefSeq lists its product as uncharacterized. The transcript is spliced from 2 exons. The coding region runs from base 190 to 921 and encodes 243 amino acids. NCBI's taxonomy places the organism in Eukaryota, Metazoa, Ctenophora, Tentaculata, Lobata, Bolinopsidae. The record is from RefSeq and is a predicted model, not a curated record.